AUUAUUUUAAAUAAUGUGAUUAUUGCUGAUGGGUGAAGAAGUUAAUUUAAGAAUUAUUAGGAAUACUCAACGGAGUCUGAGUAUUAUAAAUAAAAACAACCUCUUUAAAUAUGGGUAUACGAAAACGACAACGGGAUGGCUUAACACGCAACAAAGAACGUGCUUCCAUGAGUUUUUUUAUUGUUAUUAUGUUUUUUGCUGUUUUUGUGGUGAUUGUGGUCACUGAAGUAUUGUUAAUGGAUGAACGAGGGAAUCGUGGUGCUGGAGUGCUUGUACGCCGUGGUUCAAUCAUUGGAGUGUCACAUCGACGUGCUCCGGAUAAACCAGAUUAUGAAGAUUUCUUAAAAACCGAGGAUGAUUAUUUAACAUAUCGCGGUGGAAAUGGAAUCAUAAAUGACCAAUUAACAAAUAAUAAAAUCAAAGAACAUGAUAAACAUGAAGCAUUAAAGCGUGCAAUGUUAGAUAAUGUUCGAAAUAUGCCACACAUUGGUAUGGGUCAAAUACCCAAUGCACGUGAUAUACACCAUUCACCUAAAACUCAACCGUUAAUGGUAGAAAUUGAGAAUCAAUUUCCACAAAUUAACCCAAAUUUUACUGCUAAAGAUGGUACAUGGCAAGUGGUUAAUGGUACCAGAGCAAAAUUUUUUGUAUUCUCUGCAUUUUAUGAUCGACGUCGAACACAAAAAUCAAUUCGAAUAAUUGGUGCAACACGAACACGACCACCAGAACGUGUUUGGUGUCGAUUUUGGUAUGAUACCAAUUCAAAACCUACACAAUCAUCAGAUAAUAAUAGUAAUUCUACAUCAAAACCACAAACCCCUUCGUCGUUGACAAUUUUAGCUAAAAUUAAGAUAAUUCGUGAGAACUGGAAUUUAAAAUAUAGUGCAUGUUUUGUGCUAUGCCCAAUAACAAAAUUCAUCACAGAAAUACCAACGAGUGUUAGUAUCGUUAGUAAAUUACGUUAUCAUCCUGGCAAUCAUUUAAUUGUUAAAAAUACUGAUAAGGAGGUUAAUGUUACAAAUAUACCUAAAGGUUUGGGCAUUUGUGUCAAACCUAUACAUUUUAAUUAUAAUCAGGCAUUAAAAAUGUUAGAAUUUUUGGAAUUAAAUUCAUUGUUAGGUGUAACGCAUUUUACAUUUUAUAAUCACACCGUUGGUCCAGAAGUGGGCUGCUUAUUAAAAGAGUACCAACGUGCUGCCAAUAUUAAUAAUUCAUCAAUUGGCAUUACAAUUUUACCAUGGCAAUUGGAUAUGGUCUCACAAAUCGAAAUACGUACAGAAGGUUUAUUUUCAGCGUUAAACGAUUGUUUAUAUCGGAACAUGUAUCGAUAUUCACAUUUGGCACUUAUCGAUUUAGAUGAAUAUAUUAUGCCCAAAUUUAAUGAUACUCUUAUGGAAUUAAUUGAAUGGAUGAGCACACGUAUGAAUACACAAAACACAGGAUCAUAUUCAUUUCAAAAUAUAUUUUUUUAUUUGCAAUGGGAGGAUGAUGUAUCGAUAUUUACAACUAAAGAUAAGGUUGAAGCAUCAAUGAUAACAUUGAAAAAAACCAGACGACGUACUAAAUUACAUCCACAUAAACAACGGAGUAAAUAUAUAUGUCGGCCAGAGCUAGUCAUUGAAGCUGGAAAUCAUUUUGUAUGGGAGUUUGUUCCAGGCCAGGGAACUUUAAAUAUGCCAGCAUAUACAGCCUCCUUACAUCAUUACCGUGUAUGUGAAUUUGGUGGAGAUGAUUGUGUGAAAACGUCUUCGGUUAUCGAUCAUACAACAUAUCGUUAUAAAACACGAUUAGUUGAUCGUGUCACCAAACAAUAUUGGAAAUUAAAAGAUCAAUGCCAUUUAAGUAAUUUACCUGAUAUACCAAAGAAACCAGACAAACCAAAAAAACCAGUUCUUGUUAAACCUAUGAUUUUUCGUAAAACGAUACAAAAGCGUAGCUAACAAUAGCUUUCCUUACAAAAAUACACUAUUUUCCAAUCAACAUUAUAAGAUAUCCUAGAAUUUGGUUAGCAAGAAUUUAUUUUCUUAACUGUUAUACGUAAGGAAUUCGAUAAGUAUGUACCUGUUUAGAACGAAUGCGUCCCUUAAUUAUCCCAUAUUUAUCCAAGGUUUCUAUAUUAUUAACCGAUCGCAAGUAUGUCAGUUCUCGAAAGGGUGAGGCAAUAUAUAAAAUAUUUCCUAUGGGUAGGCUUAACUAUUAGGCAACUCUCAGUGAUCCCAAGAUGAGGCAACCGGCUUUGUGGUGACCGCUUUUGUGGAACGGCAGAAGAAAUAUUUUUUGCAUUGCGAACGCUUAGUGGAACACACCCUUAAAACGAGAAAAUUGUUAAUUAUAGCAUUAUCCCGAAAUAUACUUCGCUCGCAAAAUGUCAUUGAACAUGUACCUAUCUACUUUGUGCUUUCCUUAAUAGAGGUUGAAGUAAGCUUCACUUGCUACAUCCUUUUCAAAUAAGUUUAUCGGCUCUGAAGAGAAGGAUAUAUUAAAUCAGUAUUAACUUCUAUUAUACUAUUUAAUAGAAUACGUCAGUAUUAACAUUACAUAGCUCAAUCCUUCUGUGAUUUUAGGGCAAGAUAAGAUGUAACAGUUAAAGAAAUAAUAUCUAUAACUAAAUAAGAGGAUAUAAUGGCUGCGUUCAGCCGAUCUGAAUGCUCACAGUUCAUCUAGACACAGCCAAUAUACACACAAAUGUGGCACAAAAAUCCAACACAAUUCUAAAAUAUUAAAUAUAAUUCCCGAAUCUCUAUCCCUUUUUCCUACCCCAGACUUCCCUGUUUAAUAAGUAAUAAGAAUUUUGAGCAUAUAGUACAUAAAUAAUAAUGAUAAUGAAUAGACAACAAAUAAAGAUGGCUUCUAUUUUUUUAUUUGCGCAAUAUUUUUUUUUAAACUCAUGUGAAAAACGGAUCUAAAGAUUAGGAAAAAUUGUUUAUUUUUUUUUAUGUUGCAAUCCGAUGACAGAUAUAUUAAAUAACAAGUUUUAUACGUUUAUUUAACAUGUUUUUGACAAAUAGUUGAAACAUAACGUAAUAAAGCACAUUUUCGUCAUCGAUCUAUCCUAUCACCUUAAUUUUAUUUGCGAAC
Chrysoperla carnea is the source of this 3078-nucleotide messenger RNA. RefSeq lists its product as uncharacterized. The transcript has 8 exons. Lineage: Eukaryota; Metazoa; Arthropoda; Insecta; Neuroptera; Chrysopidae. The record is from RefSeq and is a predicted model, not a curated record. Bases 111 to 1940 code for a protein of 609 amino acids.